UUCCCAUCUUGCCUAUUGUCUUGAAGACGCGGGUGUCUGUGCCGGAUGAGAGCCUACAGCAAUGGAUGUCAAUCAUGCUUGCUGCUUUUGGGGGUGGUAUAUUCUUUGGGUCUCCUAUCUUCGGGUACUUCGCAGACAGAAGUUCAUCGCGCCAACUACCCUUUAUGAUCGGCUUAUUCGCUCUCGGUGGAACAACCGUAGUGUUCUGGUUCGCCAGCUCGGUGGCAUCGCUGGUGAUCGCGCGGGCUUUGCAGGGGUUGUCUGCUGCUGUGGUGUGGACCGUCGGCAUGGCGCUUGUUGUGGACACGGUGGGCAAGGAUCAGGUCGGGGCGGCGAUGGGAUAUGUCUCUAUGGCUUUGACGGUUGGGACUGUAUUCGGGCCGUUUAUUGGUGGUGUCAUGCUCUCCCGGCUCGGGUACCAUUCGGUAUUCCUGUUGGCAAUUGCUCUGAUCGCGGUAGACAUCGUGCUCCGACUGGUCAUGAUCGAGCAAAAGACCGCCGUGAAGUGGCUUCCAUCCACGGCGGCGGCGGAGGAGGAGUCGCGUGGACUGCUGGGUGAGAGCACUGGGUACGGCGCGCUCAUUGAGCACGACGGCAGUACAAGCUCGCUAGCACCCCCGGGUGACAUGCUCCUCGAGUCGUCGGCUGAAGAUGGCAGUGAGCCGGACUCGUGCGGCAAAGCGUCGUCAGUGCCCGGGAUUGUUCGCUUGAUAUGUUCGGGCAAGUUGAUGGUCGUCCUGGUGGCGACUGUUGUCGAUGCCAUCUUGUACUCUUCUUUCGACACGGUGCUUCCACUCUACGUCAUGAAGACAUUCGACUGGGGCCCGAUGGGAAUAGGCUUAUGCUUCCUACCGCUGUUCGCGCCAUCCUUCGCUUCUCCUUGGAUCGGCGACGCCGUCGACCGCCUCGGGGCCCUACAGGUCGCCUUUUUCGGCUUCUUGCUCGACUGUCCUACCUUCCUGCUUUUCCAGUUCGUGACGGAGAACACAGUCCAGCACCAAUUUCUGUUGGUGGUCUUUCUUCUGCUGGCUGGAGCCGCAUCAACCCUACAGAUGGUCGCGCUGAUGGUGGAGGUGGGCCGGGUCACAGAGCGAUAUGAGCAGGACUAUCCGGGCAUAUUCGGCCAGCAGGGAGGGACUGCGCGGGCAUAUGGAUUAUUCAAUGUCGCGUGGUCUGGGGGCCAGGUGCUCGGGCCUCUGAUGGCGGGUCUUUUGGUUGACCAGGCUGGCUGGGCGACUAUGGUGUCGACGUUUGGAGUUAUGAGUGGAGGAAUUGCGGUGGUGAUUGCGCUGUCGAACCGGAAGGUGAUGGAAGGGGUGGUGGGAGAGAGCAAAAGCUGAGGAGGAGGUUCGAUCAGACAUACAUAUUGGUUUAUUAGUGGAUUAGGGCCAUCGUCAUGUCAGAAUGCGAUGUCCUACUUAUUCAGGGACGCUGCCAUAUUGCCAGUGAUUGAGAGUGUUGUGUUGUGUCACUGCGGAUUGGUCUGUGCAGUGAUAUAUACUAGCCUUGGGUUGAGAGAGUAUGACGAGACAUGAUGCAUGUGAAUGAAGCGCUGCACAAGGUUUUCUUCAGAGCCCAUCUUCUACAAAUCAAGAGCCAUUAUUAG
Molecule: messenger RNA, 1606 nt
Organism: Aspergillus saccharolyticus JOP 1030-1
Lineage: Eukaryota; Fungi; Ascomycota; Eurotiomycetes; Eurotiales; Aspergillaceae
Product: MFS transporter
Exons: 6
Coding region: 165-1340 (391 amino acids)
Biological process (GO): transmembrane transport
Molecular function (GO): transmembrane transporter activity
Source: RefSeq, a predicted model, not a curated record